Centrocercus urophasianus (Greater sage-grouse) is the source of this 1057-nucleotide messenger RNA. RefSeq names its product thiamin pyrophosphokinase 1 (gene TPK1). The record is from RefSeq and is a predicted model, not a curated record. Gene Ontology annotation, molecular function: thiamine diphosphokinase activity; ATP binding; thiamine binding. Gene Ontology annotation, biological process: thiamine diphosphate biosynthetic process; thiamine metabolic process. The transcript is spliced from 8 exons. Lineage: Eukaryota; Metazoa; Chordata; Aves; Galliformes; Phasianidae. Bases 187 to 858 code for a protein of 223 amino acids.
CGAUCCUCUCUGCGUUACCGUUACCGCCUUCCGCUCCUCCCAUCGGAGUUGAACCCGGCUGCCUGCACCCCGGCGGGAGAGGUGGGGCGUGCCCAGGUUUCUCUGUCGCCCGGCUCUUCCGGCGGAGGCGGCUGGUCGGGCGCCUGGCGUUCCGUACUCGUAUCGCACCGUGAGCAGCGAGAGGCUAUGGAGCGCGUCUUUACGCCGCUAGACUGUCUCCUGCCCGCCGGAAAGUUGAAGUUUUGCCUUCUGAUUCUGAACCAGCCUUUCGACAGAAGUCGUUUUCAUUGCCUGUGGAGCAAAGCUGCACUGAGAGCUUGUGCUGAUGGAGGUGCUAAUCGUCUAUACCACGUCACAGAAGGAAAUCAGGACAGCUUCUUGCCUGAUUACAUCAGUGGUGACUUCGACUCCAUCCUGCCUGAAGUCAAGGCUUACUACAAGGUUAAGGGAUGUGAGUUAAUUGAGACCAUGGAUCAAGAUUUAACAGACUUCACCAAGUGCCUUCAGAUACUCCAGAAAAAGAUAGAAGAGAAGGGCCUCCAGAUUGAUUUGAUUGUGACUUUGGGUGGACUUGGAGGACGCUUUGACCAAACAAUGGCAUCAGUGGAAACACUUUUUCAUGCAACAAAUAUCACCCCUUUUCCAGUGAUAGUUAUCCAGGAGAGCUCGCUGAUUUAUUUGCUUCAACCAGGCAAACACAAGCUGCAGGUGGACACAGGACUGGAAGGUUCCUGGUGCGGCCUCAUCCCAAUUGGGAGCUCCUGUGACAGUGUUACCACGACUGGUCUCAGAUGGAACCUUGGUGACACGUGUUGUGGAUGGCAGGAAGGCUGUGAAUGUAAUCCACCUAGACUGUAGUAAAGCCUUUGACUGUGUCCCAAAGUAUUCUCUAUGGAAGAUGGCAGUCCAUGGCUUGGGCAGGUGUACUUUUCACUUGGUAAACAACUGUCUGGAUGGACAGGGACAGAGAGCGGUGGUGAAUGGAGUUAAAUCCAGAUGGUGACCAGUCGCUAGCGAUGUUCCUCAGGAAUCGGGAAAGGUAAAUAUCUUUAAUGAU